CAGUGGCCAGAGUCCUAGUCCUGUUUUUUCAGCUGCAGAGAUGAAAAGUGUCACAGUGUUCAGCUCCCACCUGCUCAGGUUGUUUCUCAUAUUCUUUAAGCACCAAGCUGAAAGCUGCAGUGAUGCUGGUUCUCCACCACUAAAACCAACAAUCCAUCAUUUGGAGGCUGUUAGUGACAAGCAGAGCCUUGUGGUGAGCUGGUUGAGAAACUAUGGAGCCUCAGAAAAUGACAUUUGCGAGAUCCAGAUCAGCCGAACUGAAAGCUACAACAUUAUUUACGCUGAAAAUGUGAGCGUACCGGCCGGAGACUCCAAUAAAUACUCGUGGACGUGGACCUCUGACUUGCCUCUCGAGUGUGUCGAUCACUCUGUCAGGAUACGGAGCUUCUGUAAUCAAACGGCCCCGAGUCCUUGGAGCGACUGGACAACCAACCGUGGAGUCACAAUAGAGCACAAGACAAGGAUUUUCCCCUCCAAGCGAAUGCUGAGGGAAGGAAGCAGUGCCAUGUUCUGCUGCGUUCCACGAGCAGGAGUCAGCAUCACAAGCAUCACUUUCAGCAACAACCCAUACCCUCUUCUGAGCGUCGGUGCCAGGGUUAAAGCUAUUUCUGUAAACAAUCUGACGAUCCCAACCACCCGCUUUAAAACAUUGACCGUCACUUGCACUGACUCAACAGGCGAGACUGUUUAUACCGCAAACAAUAUCAGCUUUCCUCCUCAGAAGCCCAGAAACCUCAGCUGUGCAACCUCAGACAUGAAAACCGUCGCCUGCAGCUGGGAUUCAGGGCGGGUGCGAGACCAGUUUGACCGCAACAAACAAAAACACACGCUCUACGUAAAGAACUCGGACCAGGCUCCCAUCAUUUGUGAGCCGUCAUCGUGUACUUUUCCAGCUGUGGCACAGCUGCAGGAGUACAACAUCCUGGUGGAGGUGAAGGACCAGCUGGGAGAGGAGUCUGAGUCCUACAGCUUCAACAUCUCUGACAGAGUGCUUCCUGUGUUGGACUGGGACAAAGUAAUUCAUGGGGUGAUGGACGUCCUCUUGUCCUGGAGUGUUCAGGGAAAUCUGAAGAAUCUCUUCUGUCAGGUUCAAACCAGUCCAGGGAGCAUCACAGAGCUGAUUUGCAACAGUGGGAGUGAUUUCUGCAAAGUCAAAGUGGAGCACCUCCAACCCAACACGCAUUACUCUGCAAGGGUGCGCUGUUCUGUCGACGGCAGACUCUGGGGAGAGUGGACACCAAACACAUUUUUCACAACAUAUCCACUGGUGACCUUAGACUUAUGGAGGAGAAUCCAGCCUCUGUCUGCCUCUGAUGAUCGUUGUGUUACUUUAUUGUGGAGCUCGGAGGCUGUUGGUGGUGGAGCGACACCAGUAAUCAUCCAAGGCUACCGACUGGAGCGGUCGCAAGGAGGCGAGACCUCGAUGGAAGUGAAGGACAGCGGGCAGAACCAGGCCGUAGUCUUCAUCGGUCCUGGAAGGUGUGACGUCACGGUUCGAGCUGUGCUUCAAACUGGCUCCUCCGUCCCUGGAAACAUCACCGUCCCGCCGAAGGACGUCACAGACUUCCUCCCGUCAACGAGGCGUUUGAGCAGCAUCUCUGCUGGUGGUUUUAAUCUGCUGUGGGACGAGCGGAGCACCAUCACCUGUGGUUAUACUGUGGAGUGGUGUAUUCUGGGAAUCCCUGAGCCCUGUACGCUGCGGUGGAUCAGGGUGCCAGAAGGAAACAACACUUUGCUCCUGCCUGCUAAGUUUUUCAAACCAGGUCGCAGGUAUUUAUUUAAUAUUUAUGGAUGCUCAGAACAUGGAGACACACUGCUGGAGAUACAGACUGGAUACUCGCAGGAGCUCAAAUCUGUGCAAGCGCCAAGUCUGAUAGAGUCGGUUCAAACCACGUCUUCAUCCGUGACACUGGAGUGGCUUUAUGAUGAAGAGGAUCCAGCUCAGCCGGCCUUCAUCACUGGUUACCUGGUUACAGUGCAGAAAGUAGGACCCGGUACAUGGCCCAAUCUAACAGAAAAUUUGUUCGACGUGUCGGUGGCGGACCCCCGGCAGAAGUCUGUUACCAUCGAGGGUCUGCAGCAGCAACAGGAAUACAGCUGCUCCGUGAGUGCUUUGACUAAAGCGGGGCCUGGGUUGCCUGCCAGCAUCGCCAUCAGGACCAGAACCAACUACUUGUCCCACUUGGCGAAGAUCCUCACCCCCGUCUUACUCCUGCUGGGCUGCAUGGUUCUCCUGUGGCCACGACGAAAAGUCUUAAAGAACGGUCUGAAGCAGAUAUUUAUGUACCCGGCUGGUAUGAAUAUUAAAACUCCUGAGAUUGACAGCUUCCUGUAUGAGACGGAUCAGAAACUGCAGAAUCAGAAAGUGGAAGAUUGCAUCAGCUGUGACAUUGAGAUCUUGAACAUCAAACCGUUGCUUUGUGAAACCACCUCACUGAGGGAUCCUGACUUCACAAACACUCUGUACUCUGCUGGUUCCCAGUUUCCUCCUCCUUCAGUUCCACUGCUAACAAACUACUGUCCACAGUCCACCAUGCUGCUCUGCAACAGAUCAACCCUGCAGCAGGUGACGGGCGUUUCCAACAGGAGCUACUUAAGCAUCGCUGCAAAUCCACCUGAGCCAGGAGAGGCCACGUUCAGAGAACUGAUCUGCAGCUCUGAGCCUUCUGACUGUCUGCAGGAACAAUGUGUGGUCAUAUGUGGUUAUAUCUGAGGCCUAAACAUAAAACCACUUCAUUUAUUAAAAUGCUGUAAAUUGCUAAAUUUAUUAGAUAUGUUGUGACACCAGUUUUCGAUUUUCUUAAACAUUUCAUUUAGAAACAUAGCAGCUUUCAGAUUGCCUCUUAUCUCAAUGCAUAAGCAGUGGGAGUGUGCGUCACAAGAGGAACUCACUCU
Messenger RNA from Austrofundulus limnaeus, 2895 nucleotides. It is a transcript of the gene osmr, whose product is annotated as oncostatin M receptor. Gene Ontology annotation, molecular function: protein binding. The transcript has 17 exons. NCBI's taxonomy places the organism in Eukaryota, Metazoa, Chordata, Actinopteri, Cyprinodontiformes, Rivulidae. The record is from RefSeq and is a predicted model, not a curated record. Bases 41 to 2713 code for a protein of 890 amino acids.